Messenger RNA from Mucor mucedo, 1038 nucleotides. Its product is annotated as SSU rRNA processing protein. Bases 84 to 995 code for a protein of 303 amino acids. Gene Ontology annotation, cellular component: UTP-C complex; CURI complex. NCBI's taxonomy places the organism in Eukaryota, Fungi, Mucoromycota, Mucoromycetes, Mucorales, Mucoraceae. The record is from RefSeq and is a predicted model, not a curated record. Gene Ontology annotation, biological process: rRNA processing; ribosomal small subunit assembly. The transcript has 2 exons. Gene Ontology annotation, molecular function: nucleic acid binding.
AUUUUAUUUCCUUAAUGCGCCACUUUUUUUGACAUAUUUUUUUUUUCUCCUCUCUUUUUCCUUACACAUUAUAAUUAGAAAUUAUGGCUAAAGCAAAGAAGUCCCCCGUCGCCAAACAAGUCGUCGCUUCUGAAGAAAAGUCUAGCAAACUUUUGGAAGAUUUCCAGGGCUUCAAAAUCCUCCCUGUUGUUGUAGAUAGCGCAAAGAGUGUUCGCCAUUACUUCUACAUGAGAAAGCAUGAAAGUAAAGCAAUUGUUGACGAAGACAUCAAAGAUCGUACCCUUUUCCUUCUUAAUUUACCCGCCGAUACAACGGACCGUCACAUCAGAAAGCUGUUUAAAGGACAUGCUAUCGAGCAAAUUACCUAUAAAGAUUUUGGAUCUUCAGCCUCAGAAGAAUACCAUAAAAGAGCUGUCAACGACGAAACCAAAGAAAACAAUAAGCACGUUAGAGAAUUAAGGAAAUUAUUUACCUGUGGUUCUUCAGCACAUGUUGUUUUCACUACAGAAGAGGAUUUAUCAUCAGUCUUAAAUAUGCGUAGGGUCGAAAAGAAGUGGGCUAGUGAUGAUUCUACAGAACAACCUUUAGGAUUUGAACGUUAUGUUUUGGCAUACGAUUUAUCACGACCCAACGCAGCUGAACUUCAGCAAGAAGUCGAUUCAUACAUGAUGAAAUUUAAGGCCGAUGAAUACCAAAAGGAGCGUGAGAAGUUAGAACGUAUGAACCAAAUGGAUGACGAUGGUUUCACCACGGUUGUCCGUCACAAAAAGACCAAAGCGUCAGAUGGUACCAUUCAUGUUGGUUCUAUCACUGCUGAGGCUGCUGAAGCACAAAAAGUACAUCAGGCCAAAAAGAAGAAGGAAUUGGUUAACUUUUAUCGCUUCCAAAUGCGUGAAAAGAAACAAAAUGAAUUGGUUGAUUUAAGAAGACGCUUCGAAGAGGAUAAGGCAAAGAUUGCCCAAUUGAAACAAACGAGAAAAUUCAAGCCAUAUUAGAAAACCAUAUAAACUUUUGUAUAAUAAAAAAUGUAUAUUCAUU